This is a messenger RNA of Cylindrotheca closterium, 1512 nucleotides long. Lineage: Eukaryota; Bacillariophyta; Bacillariophyceae; Bacillariales; Bacillariaceae. The record is from the annotation of a GenBank genome assembly.
AUGUCCCGUGCCAAUACAAAGGAAACAAGACAACGAAGGGCAAGAAGCAAUGCCAAAAAGCACCAGAUUAUCCCAACAUGGGUACUUUUCGUCACACCUGCCAUGCUCAUAUUCAUGGGAUACGCGUCAGAGCACUACAGAAAGUCACGGGGACUCGAUCCAUUACUUCGGCGACCUCUGUCCAAAAUUGCGUCAAGAAUCGCCUCCAGAUCAUCGAAAUCAAAUGAAUAUAUGCGAAGAAGCUUGCUGACUGCAGAAGAAGACGGCGCGCUUGAAAAAUACGAUGGGAAGACGUUGCAUUUGAUUUUCUCGACUGAUUGCUCACCGUAUCAACAUUGGCAAAGUUAUCUAGUAUACUACACGGCGAUGAAAGUCAAGCAACCGGGCCACGUCACGCGGAUAGUGUCUGGAUGUGAGGAUACAGAGGCCGACCAAAUGAAAAGUUGGUUUGAAAACAAUAUCAGUCAUAUGAGCAAGCGAUUUCAUCUACACUUCACUCCUCACUUCUCUCAAGUUGUCAAUGAAGAAGGAAAAAUAGUGGGAGACUACAAGUUUUUCAAUAAACCAUAUGGACUGAGACACUGGCUACAAAAUUUUGAACUUUUGGGAUUUAAUGAUGGCAAGUUUAGCAAUCCAGACGAUAUCGUCAUCUUAAACGACCCUGAUAUGGCGUUGACAAGACCAAUAACUGGUGACUUUUCAGAUAUGGAGGAGACAGUGAUCAGCAAGUUUCGACAAGGGGAUAAGAUCUUAGGGACCAAAGUGACAAGGGGCAUGCCAUUUGCCCAGACGUACGGAUUAGGCGUUCAAUGGCAAAAAUUUGACUUGGACAAGAUUGCAGGUCCCGACUCGCCGGCAAAGCAAGUAUCAAAGGAGGAUGGUAACUUGUACUACCCAGUAGGGGCACCGUAUCUAGGCACCCUUGGUGACAUGUACAAGAUUGCCAACAAAUGGUCGGAAUUUGUUCCAAGAGUCCACGCUCAAUACCCACAUCUUCUUGCCGAAAUGUAUGCAUACUGCAUUGCAGCAGCUCACUUGAAACUUCCUCACCAACUUAUCGACUCAUUGAUGGUGUCAAGCCCUGGGACUGGAGGUGAAGGGUGGCCACUGGUGGACGUCAUCCCGCCUUCAGAAACUUGUGGCUUUGCUCAAGGCCCAGACCACAGUAAGUAUUCCCUUCCCUCAGUGAUUCAUUUAUGCCAAAGAUAUUCCCUUGGAGAAGAGUGGUUCUUUGGGAAACGAAAAAUACCAACCGACAUUUUUGAAUGUGAGACACCACUUUUUGAGGAACCUCCUGCCAACCUGGCGACGCUUUAUGACUUCAAAAAGCCACCAAAUGCCAAAGAAAGAACACCGUUGACUCCAAAGGUGGCUAAUGAACAGGCAUUCAUGGUGUGCUUUCUGACAUCCCUUCUGAACGAAGCUGCGACCUUUUACAAGAAAAGUGGAUGUAGUGUUGAAUCGGUCAAUUUCCAGAGGUCUCGAACUGUCGCAGACUUGUUCAAAAACUAG